Molecule: messenger RNA, 1129 nt
Organism: Terrapene triunguis (Three-toed box turtle)
Lineage: Eukaryota; Metazoa; Chordata; Testudines; Emydidae
Gene: MPDU1
Product: mannose-P-dolichol utilization defect 1
Exons: 4
Coding region: 335-1006 (223 amino acids)
Biological process (GO): oligosaccharide biosynthetic process
Source: RefSeq, a predicted model, not a curated record
AAGGGCAGGGCGCAUGCGUGCCCCCUCAGCCUCAUGGCGCAUACUAGGCUGUGCCCGCGCUUCCCCUGUCUCCCCCCUCCGUUGCGCAUGCGCCGCCGAGAGCGGGCGCGAAACAGGCGCCUGCGUACUGCGGAGGGAGUGCGGGCGCGUGCGCACAAGGAAUGUAAUUCAGGGAGGUUCCCGCGCGCUCGCGCGCGCGCACCGACCGCGGGGGGCUGGCGCGUGCACAGUGAGUGGAUCCGCGGGCGCCUCCGCGCCUGCGCCGUAGGAACCCUGGCACCAUGAAGGCGGAAGCGCCGGCCAAGCCGCUGUGGGAGUGUCGCCAUUUUCCAAAAUGGCGGCGGCGCUGCAGGGGCUGCUGGUCCCGCACCUGCUGCCCGAGCGCUGCUACGACGAGCUUUUCCUGCGCUUCAACCUGCUGCACGGUGAGCGCGCGCCUCUCCCGCCCGGGCCACGCCCCCUGGUCGGCAUGGCAAAGCAAGGCGGCAGCCCUCCGGCGCUCCAUAGGCGCGGGGCAGAAGGGCCGCGUGCCACCGCCAUGUUGGUGCGGGGCGGAAGUACGACGCGGCGCCGCCGUGUUGGUGCAGGGCGGAAGUCCUGCCUGAGGCGUGCCGCCGCCAUGUUGCCCGUCUCUCCCCCCCGCCCAGGUGUCUCCUUCCUGGUGCUGUAUUUCGCUCUGCUCUGCCUGCUGCUCUCCCCUCUGGCCCCCCGGCCCGUGGUCACCCUCCUGCAAGCCACCAACGUGCCCGCCAUCGUCAUCAGCAGGCUACUCCAGGCGGCCACCAACUACCGCAACGGGCACACGGGGCAGCUGUCGGCUGUCACUGUCUUCCUGCUCCUCGGCGGCUCGCUGGCCCGGAUCUUCACCUCCAUCCAGGAGACGGGCGACCCCCUGAUGGCUCUGACCUACGUCGUCUCCUCCAUCUGCAACGGCAUCAUCGCGGGCCAGCUCCUCUAUUACUGGCACGUGCUGGCCGGCGCGGGGGCCGGGAAGAAGCGGGAAUAGAGGGGACCCCCCCCGGACUCUGACCGCGGCCUGCCCGGGGGUCCCCAUAGGGGGAGUGGGGGCUGCCCCCCGCCCCGCGCUGCCGUCUGAGCUGUAUCGAGGGGGGGGCAGGGCCCCCGUCUG